Messenger RNA from Truncatella angustata, 4239 nucleotides. Its product is annotated as exoribonuclease. Gene Ontology annotation, biological process: nuclear-transcribed mRNA catabolic process; rRNA catabolic process. Gene Ontology annotation, cellular component: nucleus. Bases 1 to 4239 code for a protein of 1412 amino acids. Gene Ontology annotation, molecular function: RNA binding; 5'-3' RNA exonuclease activity. The record is from RefSeq and is a predicted model, not a curated record. NCBI's taxonomy places the organism in Eukaryota, Fungi, Ascomycota, Sordariomycetes, Amphisphaeriales, Sporocadaceae. The transcript is spliced from 3 exons.
AUGGGUGUUCCCAAGUUCUUCAGGUGGCUGUCGGAGCGCUAUCCGGCCAUCUCUCAGCUCAUCGCUGAGAAUCGGAUUCCCGAAUUCGAUAACCUGUACCUCGAUAUGAACGGCAUCAUUCACAACUGUACACACAAGGACAGCGAUGAUGCUACCUACCGCCUCAGCGAGAAGGAAAUGUUCAUUCGCAUUUUCAACUACAUUGAGCACUUGUUCGGCACCAUCAAACCCCAGAAGCUGUUCUUCAUGGCUAUUGACGGUGUCGCUCCUCGCGCAAAGAUGAAUCAGCAGCGUGCGCGACGUUUCCGAACCGCUCUCGACGCCGAGAAGGCCCGUGAAAAGGCCAUCCGCGAGGGUGUAGAGAUGCCCAAGGAAGAAGCUUUUGACAGCAAUUGCAUCACUCCCGGUACUGGCUUUAUGCAGAAGCUGACACAGCACCUGAAGUAUUUCAUUGCCAAGAAGGUGUCCGAGGACAAGGACUGGCAAGGCUGUGAGAUCGUUCUGUCUGGCCACGAGGUGCCUGGUGAAGGAGAACAUAAGAUUAUGGAGUACAUCCGUAACGCAAAGGCCCAGCCAGAUUAUGAUCCCAACGUUCGACACUGUUUAUACGGUCUCGACGCUGAUCUGAUCAUGCUGGGACUUCUCAGCCAUGACCCACACUUCUGUCUCCUGAGAGAAGAGGUCACGUUUGGCAGGGCUUCCAAGACCAAGUCCAAGGAGUUGGAGCACCAAAAUUUCUAUUUGAUGCAUCUCUGCAUUGUUCGCGAGUACCUGGAGUUGGAGUUCCAGGACCUGAAAAAGAACGAUGCCCUCAAGUUUGAGUUCGACAUGGAAAGAGUCAUUGACGAUUUUAUCUUGAUGGCUUUCUUCGUCGGAAACGAUUUUCUUCCCAACCUGCCUUACCUACACAUCAACGAAGGAGCUUUGGCGACCAUGUUCCGUAUUUACAAAGAGAUUCUCCCGCAAACUGACGGCUACCUCAACGAGGGCGGUGUUAUUAACCUGUCAAGGCUGGGCUUAUUAUUGGAGGAGUUAUCCAAGGAGGAAACUCGCCACUUCGAGCACGAGAACUCUGACGAGAAGUGGCUCAGGAGCAAGCGCGCUGUCGAAACCAAUGGUGAUGCAGCUGGCAAGGCCAAGGGCAAAGUGAUCAUGUCAUCCCAACAGAAAGACCUAUGGAAGCAGAUCAGGAAGUAUGUUCAGAAACGCCCCGAAGGUGGUUUGGAUCUGGGCACCAAACUCAUUGCAGCCGAUCGCAAAUUUGUUCAGGACGCUGCCGAGAGCCUUCACAUCGAAUGGCGCACUACUGAAGAUGACGAGGGAGAGAGACAUCUAGUAUUGUCUAUGCCGUCCAAUCCCGCCGGCGAGAACGAGGAGGAAGAGGAAGAGGAGGGCCAUAUGGCUCUUCUCCGUGUAAUGAAGCGAUACGACAAUGCCCAGGUCGUUGAUGAGUCAGCAGAAGAGGCUCAGGCUUCCAUGCAGAUUAAGUACAAGGAAAAGUUCCUUGAGUGGAAGGAGAAGUACUACAAAGAGAAGUUCGACGAAUGGACCCCUGAGACCAAGGAAUCAGAGUUGCGCAAGCUCUGCGAGAACUACGUCCAAGGUUUGCAAUGGGUCUUAUACUACUACUACCAAGGAGUUGCUUCGUGGCCGUGGUAUUAUGCCUCACACUAUUCACCCAUGAUUUCUGAUGUUACCAAGGGCUUUGGUGCCGAUCUCGACUUCAAAUUGGGUCAGCCAUUCCGGCCUUUUGAACAACUCAUGGGUGUUCUGCCCGAUCGAAGCAAAAAGAUUGUUCCUACUGUUUAUCACCCGCUCAUGACUGAAGCAAACUCACCUAUUAUCGAUUUCUACCCAAGAGACUUUGAGCUUGACAUGAAUGGCAAGAAGAUGGAGUGGGAGGCAGUUGUGAAGAUUCCAUUUAUCGACGAACAUCGACUAUUGUCCGCCAUGGCUCCGAAGAAUGAGCUUCUUUCGGAUGACGAAAAGGCUCGAAAUGGCUUUGGGGUCAGUCUCAAGUUCACGUAUGAUCGUUCUGUUGAUUACACCUAUCCAUCAUCAUUGGUCGGCGAGUUUCCCGACAUUCAGCACUGCAAGGUUGUCGAGAACAUUUACGAUCUACCUGUCGCGGAAGGCCUCGAGCUAUACCGUGGUUUGAUGCCCGGUGCCAAACUGAAUGUUGCAGCUCUGGCCGGUUUCCCCAGUCUGGCGACAUUGGCCUACAAUGCAACCCUGGGAUUCCAUGGCGUCAAGGUUUUCCAGCAGGAAAGCCGCAACGAGAGCAUGGUUGUGACCCUGUCUGAUGUCGACAUUCGCAGCCGCGCUUCAUCUGCCCAGGUCAAGCUUGGUCAGAAAUGUUUCGUUGGCUACCCAUUUUUACAGGAGGCUAAGAUUGUUAGAGUCUCGGAUGAGCUUUUCGAUUAUACCCUUGCUGAGGAUGGCUCUGGUCAGGUAGUCACGCGCGAGCACCAUGGUAAGGAGAUUAACGAUUGGAGUGCCAAGGCUUCUCGCAUUGAGAACUUUUACAACAAUCGCCUGGCCAUCAUCAUUGGGGACGUCGAAGCCAUGGUUCAUGUUGAGAUGCUGAAAGGCCUCACCAAGACCGAUCAAGGUGCACUGGUCAAAGAAUACGGACUUAUUCCGGGCACUGAGACAGAUUAUCCCGCUCAAGCAAUCGUGGAUGAGGUCGUUAGUGAAGAUCAACGGUUUAUUGAGCAAGAGGCUUUGCCUAUUGAGGAAGAGUUGCCUGUCGGGAGUCGCGCUUUUCUGCUGAUGGGCUUUCACAAGGACAAUCACAAGAACCAACCGGCACUAUCCCGGGAACGGCCGGUGUAUGGCCGCCCUGUGGAAGUCGUUGGCCAUAAGGAUAACCGAGCCGUGGUCAACACUUCCCUCUACUUUGUUAAGCAAAAGUUUGAGGAAGGUGAGGACCCUAUCGCAAUACGGAAUAAGCUGGACUUGUUUAUUCGGACGGAACCACAUUUCGCCAAGGCGGUUAUCCAAAAAGCUGAUAAGCAGAACAACUAUUGGCCGUCGUUUGCACUCGCAAAGGAGCUAGACCUUCAUCCAUUGGUGCUAAGCAAGAUUACGGCUUCCUUCUUUGUGCGCACUGUCGGAGGCAUGAGGGUCAACCUUGGCCUCGACCUGAAGUUCGAGGCGAAGAAGUUGAAGGUAUUGGGCUAUUCACGAAAGUCUCAAUCCGGUUGGGAGUUUAGCACCGCUGCUGUUCAGCUUAUUGCUAAUUACAUGGCGCACUUUCCUGACUUUUUCGCUGCCAUCAAGCGCAAUCCUCAAGGCAGUGAACUAUCCGAGACCGACCUCUUUCCCGAUCCUGAAUACGCUACCAAGCGAGUCAAGGAAAUCGGGGCUUGGAUCAAAGAACAAGACAAGAGCAAGUUCGAACGUGUUCCACUAGAUGCCGAACAGCUUGAUUCUGAGGUGGUCAAGCAAAUUGAGCAGGCGCUUGACGCGGUGCUUAGCGACGCACCUGCCCCCUCCCUGCGAAGGUUUGAUGAUAUACCGCGAAACGCUAUAUUGCGUCCGCAAGAUGCCGAACAGCGUCUGGGCAAGCAGAAGUUCAGUCUUGGUGACAGAGUUAUGUCCGCCCAGAACUCAGGAAAGGUGCCUAUUGGCCUUAAGGGAACCGUCAUUGGUAUCAGCAACAUAGGUAAUAAGCCUGUGCUUGACGUCGUUUGGGAUGGCACUUUCAUGAGUGGCACGACUCUUGGCGAGCGGUGUAGCCCCUUCCGUGGCGGCACCGUUCCUGCCAACUCGGUACUCAACACAACGUUUCAACAGCUCGUUGUACUCAACGCACAGCAGCAGGCAAAGCUCGAUGCUCAGCAACCGAAAGCAAGCGCACACGGUACCUAUGGCAGCUCUCACGGGAAGGCGUAUCGCGAGGCACCGGCACCUGGCCCGUUACAUGGUAGCUACAGAGGCGCACUGAACGGCGCGGCUUCUUCGCAAAGAGGUAGAGGCAGGGGCAGAGGUGGUUUCCCUAACGGCGGUGCUCCUCCCCAGCUUCAGUCAGCAAAUCUUGUAUAUCGAACAAGGGGUGGUGGCAAUUUGUACAAUCCUCAAGCUCAUCAGGAAAGUGCCAUACCACAAGGCAAUUACAACGCAGUACCACCUCCCGCCAACUUGAAUGACCGCGGCAGGGGCCGUGGUAGAGGCCGUGGCAGAGGUGGAAGGGGCGGGCGAGGUCGAGGUGGGCCAGUGCAGCAACCGGCCGCAUAG